Molecule: messenger RNA, 567 nt
Organism: Peniophora sp. CBMAI 1063
Lineage: Eukaryota; Fungi; Basidiomycota; Agaricomycetes; Russulales; Peniophoraceae
Source: the annotation of a GenBank genome assembly
AUGCUACACCGACGCAGUCUUCGCUUCCCACGUACGACAGAUCACUGGAGAAAUAGACCUUCACAUGUGAAGGCCAUUCAGAAGAGGCUCACGAAACCGAGUCGCGUUGACGGCACCCGUGCCGCCCUCGCUCUUUCUGCAUCAACGGUGAUUUUCAAGCGUCACGUCAGAGACAGCAGCUGUCACAAGGCCCUGCGAGCUCAGGGCACCGGGACAGCAACAUCUCACCUCACCGACGCCUGGAAUGUCGAGGCGUGCUUCUUCGGUGCUUCAGAGACUUGCACCCCCGUGGGUGUCGACUCCCUUGCGGUCUUCGACUCCAUCUCGACGGAUGGUACAACCGUCGGCCAGCAGAACUCCGUUCAAUGUGUAUCAGUCAAAACCCCGGUCUUCGCACACGCAGUGCUCGCAUACAGCACGAAUGACAAUGCACGACGCAGUUCUUGUAUCUACAAGACUGGACCGGAUCCGACUCGUCCGUCCUUGUCACACGCCGAUGCAGUCUGCCCGUACGGAGUCAGUCUUCCGACACCUCCAUCGCAAACGGGAGACUUGCGGUCGCGGUAG